Talaromyces marneffei is the source of this 831-nucleotide messenger RNA. RefSeq lists its product as uncharacterized. Bases 1 to 831 code for a protein of 276 amino acids. Gene Ontology annotation, molecular function: carbon-sulfur lyase activity. Lineage: Eukaryota; Fungi; Ascomycota; Eurotiomycetes; Eurotiales; Trichocomaceae. The record is from RefSeq and is a predicted model, not a curated record. The transcript is spliced from 5 exons.
AUGCAGGUACAGUUGCCAUAUGACAUCAUCCCGACGAUAUACCUUCAUACAACGUCCAAGUCUCGACGUCGCUUGUCCAGACAGGACUUACUUCACGACCACCGGUAUCUGUCCAUCUCAGGACAUUCAAAUCUCCAAUUACAUGCUACGCCUCACUUACAAACCGCUAAGGACCACUCACCCGGAGGACAAGCCAACGAGAUGCGCGACGACGCAAGGGACAACCCAGUUUCCAGCUCAAAUUCGCACCUAGAUACCUCUUUCGCCGAAGAUCCAUCGAACCGCCACAUACACGAGGAUGACUCAUGGAAGUACCGUGCACCGUAUCAGAGCCAGAAAGACGAUGAAUUCAGCCCCGUGAAGUGGGAGGCCAAGUGCCAUUGCGGGAAUGUGCAAUACCAAAUCAAGCAGGAGCGUCCGUUGGCAGCGAAGUAUUGCCAUUGUCGAGCCUGUCAGGUUCUUCACGCUGCACCGUUUCAAUGGUGCGCCGUAUUCCGUAAAACCGACAUUCGAUUCAAACAAGGUACCGACUCACUAAUGUUCUACUCCUCCCACGAAAAGAGUAAGAAAUAUCAAUUGCCAACAAAGGUGUACUGCUCGAAUUGUAAUUCGCCCAUCAUGGAUGAAGGAAGGAAUAUGUGUUUGAUUUUCCCCGAGUUGAUUGAUUUGGGUCAGACGGAGGAGGAGCAUUUGAUUCGAAGGAAGGUUUUUGAGAUUGACUGCCAUAUAUUCUAUAGCAGAAGACUCGUUGAAGUGCAUGACGACAAACCGAAAUGGUCCGAGCUGGAUAAGCUGAGUGAUCUGCUGAAUGAUGAUGGGCAUAAGAUAUGA